Coniophora puteana RWD-64-598 SS2 is the source of this 1050-nucleotide messenger RNA. RefSeq lists its product as uncharacterized. NCBI's taxonomy places the organism in Eukaryota, Fungi, Basidiomycota, Agaricomycetes, Boletales, Coniophoraceae. The transcript is spliced from 11 exons. The coding region runs from base 1 to 1050 and encodes 349 amino acids. The record is from RefSeq and is a predicted model, not a curated record.
AUGGACUCCUCAUACGUCUACUUAUCGUGGAUGGCCCAAGUGAACCGAUAUGUUUUAGUGUUAAACUUAGACGAAGAGGUGGAAUUUAUAUGGAGAGUACCUGCGAAGCGCUCACUACUGCUAUAUGUGCUCCUCACCUAUGGCGGUGCAUUGAAUCUGAUCUAUCAACGCAAUGAACUGAUAAACAUUCUGCAUCCCCGCAAAGACUUAGCUUGCGUGAGGAUCAAGCCUCAAUCGAUAUCACAGCAUGCAAUCUCUAAUAAACAUAUUUAUCAGCUACCUACAGCACCUUCAAUUGAAUUCGAGUACAAAUUAUCCUCAGACACUAACACAAUCUCAGGCAAAGCUGCCGUUGUAUUUGACGGGGUCAUUUUGGGGAGUCUGCUGUUGCCGUCUGGACUCAACGGAAUGUUGGCUUUGCGGGUAUACGCAAUGUACAGUCAAUCAAAGAAAAUCUGCGCCUUUCUCAUUGUGUGUUUCGCCAUUGUCCAAGUAAUCAACUUAGCCGGCUCAUUAGGGCUUAUUAUUGGAGUAAACUUCUUCCCGCUGGCCUCAGGGUGCUUGUUUGUCGAAACUUCGGCUGCCUUCGUACUUCAACUCAUUGUCGAUAUCACUAAUUGCCUCUAUGAAGUCGUGUUGCUUGUUUUGGCACUUCACAGGACAUUUAAAGACCAAGUAGCCAAUAUUACAAGCUCAUGGCGCAGUUUCAACACUCUAUGGAGUAUCUUGAUCAGAGACAACAUCUUCUACUUUCUAUUUGCUACCCUUAACUGGGCACUCACCGCAAGUUCUUGGAUACCCAAUAUACCAGCCGAGGCAAGUGCUAGCAGUGUGGAUAAUGUUGUUUACGCUGUGAUCGCCGGUUUUCUAACCAAUUAUGUAUUCGCCAUGCUUGGACCUAUCAUGAUGCUGAGCAUCCGACGAUUCGAUGCCAAGCAGGUUCGAGGCGGUACUUCCAAUGAAGUGGAAGCAGCCACCAUAGAGUUUGCCGCAGUCGGCACCGGGUCCCGUGCAGGCAUGCAGUCGACGGCUGAAGGAGCAGAGGUCUGA